CAUCUCAAGAGCCUGUUCUUCCUACGUUUCUCCUCUCUUUCUCUCUCUCUCUCUACAUAAACUUCAACAGAGAUUUCAUCACCGCCUUCUCUCUCUAUAUCUGCCCUAAUAUCACUCCGUCUCCCGUUCCAAUUCCUCCCCUGCACUCCAUUACUCUCCAUCUCUCCACCGCCGCCCUCUCUCUCUCGCUCUCUCUCGCUCUCUCUCUCUAUACAUAUAUAUCUAGACAAUAUAUACUUCGGCGGUUAUUCAAGCAGUUUUAGGGUUUCCUGGAUCCUUACACGGGAAACUACGCAGGAGGUUUGGUUUUAUAUUUUUUUCUCUCUGGACGUCGCUCUCGAUCAUUACAACUUAAUCGGCAGAUAAUUCUAGAUUUUGGUCGGUUGAAACUCUAAUUCUAUUGGGUUUUGAUUUAGUUCCUCAAGUUAAUUGCACGGCCGGGGGCUGUAUUGGUUUCUAGGGUUUUAUCGUACUAAUUGAUGCGAGCCAGUGAUUAAGAACCUAGGGUUUCAAGUUUCAAUUCGUUUGUAUGGUAGUUAUUGGUAACGGGAGUUGGGUUUUUGCGGCAAUGAGGGUCCUCUGAGUGCUUUAUUUUUGUCUGUGAAUCCGUCUCUCACUGAGGAUGGAGGGGUAGAGAAGGAUUUUUCUUCUAGUUGUUUGUCAUUGUAUUCGCACGGCGGUGGUGAUGAACCUUCUUGCUGGCAUUUCUGUUUAAGUUCAUCGUCUCGCUAAUGUCUAUUUGAGGUUUUCACCUCUUUUAAUUGUUGCGAGAGGACAAGGAUGUUAGUUUCGUUCGAAUACUGUUGAAGUGGUAUAAUCGCAGAGAGGGUGACUCUGGGAACUUGGAGGUAAUUGCGAAGCAAGUUGGGUUUUUUAGGGAAAAGUAAGUGUUUAGAUAAUUGCACAGAGGUGGAGACAAGUGUUUAAGUUCGUCAUCUGGCUCUAUUUGAGGUUUUCGUCUCAUUUAAUUGUUGUGAGGGGACAAGAAUAAGUUUCAUUCAAAUACUGUUGAAAUUUUGUAGUCGCAGAGAGUGCGACUUGGGGAAUUGGAGUUAAUUUCAAAGCAAGUUUGAUUUUGAUGGAAAAGUAAGUGUUUAGAUAUUUACUGAUAGGAGAUCACAAUCUUUUCGCGGGGAGGGGAUUUGAAGCAGAGGCAAAUUGUGGUUUAUUGUAUAGUUGAUAAUGUUCACUUCUCAUGGACAGAAGUGAACCCACAUUAGUUCCAGAAUGGUUGAGAACUACUGGAAGUGUCGGUGGGGGUAGCAAUUCAGCCCACCAUUUUGCAUCAUCUUCUUCGCAAUCAGGUAAUGGUCUUUCCUCAGCACCCUCCACUCGAAAUAGAUGUUCUAGGAGUGCAAGUGAUAAAGAUAAUUCUCGGCGUAGUUCAAAUGGUAAUGGUUCUUCAAAGCAUCCGUACAGUAGUUUCAGUCAAAGUCAACGUGAUAGGAACCGUGACAAAGAGAAAGAAAGGUCUGCUAUUGGGAACCUUUGGGACCGCAACGAUCCAUUGGGUGAUAUAUUAAUUAGUAGAGUUGAGAAGGAUACAUUGAGGCGUUCUAAUUCACUUGUGUAUAGGAAACCUGUGGAGUUAUUGCCUCGAAGAGCAGUGGACUCAAAAAAUGGUGGUAGCAGCAAUCACAGUAGUACCAAUGGUGUGCUUCCUGGAAGCAAACUUGUUAGGAGCACCCUGAAAAGUUCUUUUGACAAGGAUUUUCCCUCUCUUGGAACUGGAGAGAAGCAAGGAGUGCCUGAUAUUGGAAGAGUUCCAUCUCCUGGUUCAACCACCGCUGUACAGUGUUUGCCUUUUGUAAAUCCUGGCUUGAUUGGUGGUGAGGGGUGGACUUCUGCUCUGGCAGAGGUGCCCAAUAUGAUUGGCAGCAAUAGCACGGGUCCCACAUCAGUUCAACAAAGUGUUAGUUCGAGCCAAUCAUCUGGGGCUUCAAAUCCUAUAGCAAGUCUUAACAUGGCCGAGGCAUUAUCACAGGCUCCAUCUCGAGCUCAUACUACUCCCCAGCUGCCUGAUAAGACGCAGAGGCUUGAGGAAUUGGCAAUAAAGCAAUCCAAACAAUUAAUCCCGGUGACACCCUUGACGCCUAAAGGCUUGGUUCUUAGUUCUGAUAAAUCAAAGCCCAAAACAGCAGUGAGAACCAAUGAGACGAUGGUGGGUUCCAAGAGUGUGCAGCAGCAGCAGCCUCAAUCAUCCCAACUUGCUAAUCACUCUCUUCAUGGUGGACAAGGCAGAUCUGACGCCUCAAGAUCAUCUCAUGCUGGGAAGUUUCUUGUUCUCAAGCCAGUUCGGGAAAAUGGUGUCUCCUCCAUAGGAAAGGAUGUGACAAACCCAAUUGAUAAUGUCAGCAGAGUAGUAAAUGGUCAGGUUGCUUCUGCUUCUGCUCCAAUGCUUUCUUCUGCUCCUAUGAAGAGCCCAAAAAGCUCAAAUUUUUCCAACAUGGAAGGCAAGGUAGCUGUUUUGUCUUUAAAUUCUGGAUCCACGUUGGAAAAGAAAUCGUCUCAGGCUCGGAGCCGGAGUGACUUUUUCAAUCUCAUGAGGAAGAAAACCUCAUCAAACACUUCUGCUGAUGUGUCUCUGCCUGUGGAGAAAUGCUGUGAAUUGGUCGAGGGAGCUAGUUCUCGCAUAAGUUCUUGUGCUAGUGAGACUGGUAGUGAGGUGACUAACAAUGGGGAUAGUUCUGAAGGGGAGAAGAAUUUGUGCCUUAAUGGAACACUUUAUCCAGAUGAGGAAGAGGCUGCAUUUCUUCGUUCUCUUGGCUGGGAGGAAAAUGCUGGAGAAGAAGAUGGGCUUACAGAGGAGGAGAUCAAUGCCUUUUACGACGAGUACAUGAAACUGAGGCCAUCCUUAAAACUGAGUAGAGGCGUGCAACCGAAACUUUCAAUGCUUCCUGAAUCCCCCAUUUCCGGUUCAAGCAGAGCAUCUUCCGAAACUGAAGCCUAAUUUGCUGCUUUUCUCAUGUAUUACUGAUUUUUCUCACGUACAGGAUCUGGAAAGUUUUGGUUGACAGAUGGUUUUGUUUCUUGUUUUCUCAUCUCUUUGUUUCUGAAGAAGGCCGUCGAGUAGGAUACGGAAAGCAAAGGUUACUGUUAGUACGAUAAGUCACAGAAGUCUGCAUCUUGCAUUUUGAAGCUGUGGACAUAUUGGUCUGCUAUGGGUGACGCUGAGCAAGUUGCAUCUUUCCGUACCUUUUUGCUAUUUUCUUCUUACUUUGAGAGGCAUAAAUUUUCUCCAGAAUAGCUUUAUCGUGUUUUGCUCAAUUUUACAGGAAAAUGAAAAAGAAAGGUUGAAGUUCUUUUUA
This is a messenger RNA of Rhododendron vialii, 3308 nucleotides long. RefSeq lists its product as uncharacterized. Bases 1196 to 2950 code for a protein of 584 amino acids. NCBI's taxonomy places the organism in Eukaryota, Viridiplantae, Streptophyta, Magnoliopsida, Ericales, Ericaceae. The transcript has 5 exons. The record is from RefSeq and is a predicted model, not a curated record.